Coccidioides immitis RS is the source of this 3448-nucleotide messenger RNA. RefSeq names its product PX domain-containing protein. The transcript is spliced from 9 exons. Bases 522 to 3224 code for a protein of 900 amino acids. NCBI's taxonomy places the organism in Eukaryota, Fungi, Ascomycota, Eurotiomycetes, Onygenales, Onygenaceae. The record is from RefSeq and is a predicted model, not a curated record. Gene Ontology annotation, molecular function: phosphatidylinositol binding.
GACAUACAAAGACAAGCCAGCCAGUCUCCUGCGACAGCAAGACAGAUCCCUGGAUUUCUUGCUCUUGAUAUCGGCUGUCCUCCGUGGUCACCCUGUGCGGCAGAAUGCAUAGCACAUUCAACAAACAUUGACUCUGCAUCUCUUGGAAGGCCGUUGGUGUUUCCCGUGGGUCCUUUGUGGGGUAGGGAGUGGUGAUCGUGAUGGCAUCGCGAGGAAUAACUUCCUACUUUCCAGCUCCCACUAUCUUACAAUACUACCCAGCAUUUUAAGCAAACAGUUUUUUUUAAAGAAAAAGCUUUAAUUUGGGCCCUUUUCGCUCUUUUGGAACCAUAUCCUUACACACGCUUCACACAGAAGCAACAAUCGCUUAGCCGCCAUCUACGAGCUCCAGAGCUCAGUGUGUGCCUAUCCCAGGCGUCCGGUGCGGAGUGCUGUGAAAUCACCAUUUACACCCUACCAUUCCAAGCCUCUUUCUUUCGUCGUCCUUCUCUUCGGUAUUCGACUCGAUAUUCACCCGGAAGAUGGGAAUUGGAAACGGAAACGAAGACAUGGGUCCCCCACCGCUCACCCAGGUGUUGACGGGGAAGCAGGAACACUAUCUUAAGCGAGAACUGAUCAACCGCCAAGUUCGGAGCGAGAUCGCUGAGCUCAAUUCUCCAACCGCACUCCGCCGCUUCGGAGCUCCUUUCAAAUCUGAGUUCGGUGAAGUGGCUCCUGUUGACUCGGAACUUCCCAUUCUACGAUACAUAUUCGUCCGUCACGUUCGCAAUUUUCCUUUCCUCGAUCAGGCGAAGGAGGAGGAGUUCUGGCAGGCUAAACUGCAAGUCUUCCUGGAAUCCUUCGCCAACAAACACAUCUCUUCCUCUGAAGACCGUCAUGAGGUGACCAAGCGCCGUAAGCUUGCCCUCAAAUGCGAGAAGUUGGUUGAAUUGAUGAUGGUCUCGGGCAUACGCACAUCAUCGGGAUAUGAAGAACGGAUACGGUUUUCGGAAAUAGAAGUGGUCGAUCGAGGUGCCAACGAGCAAGGAUUGUUGGUCAAUGUUCCUGACGGACAUUCAAUAAAUGGCUGGGAUGUCAACGUCGCGGGCGUGAGAACUACGCUCGUGAAACGGACUGUCAGGUAUCAUCAGCAUGCGGAAUUUCUGCUCAGGGUGCGACGGCCAGGGAAACCGGAUAUCUAUGUUGGCCGCCGUUUCGGAGACUUCGCUAAGCUUCAUACCAGGCUCCGAACAGAGCUACCUGGCAAAAUUCUCCCGCCACUACCAAGGAAAAACAAGAGCUCUAUGUCUGCUCUUCUAGGAGGCGCCGAUGAUGAUGCGUCCUCAGUGUCGUCGCUUUCCACGGAAGCUGGACCGACAGAAGAGAACGGAAACGGUUCCACUAGGAACUUGCUCGUGCCGAAUUCUCUAGGACACUCUCCAUCACUUUCAUCGCUGAGAUCCAGAGACUCAGCAAGAGGUUCUGGAGAGCUAAAAGUUGAGCCUGUUACGUUGUAUCGUGAGCAACAGCGAGUAUCCCUUCGGGCCUUUUUGCGGGUGCUGUUGCAGAACGACCGCAUAGCCACCUCCAAAGCUAUGGAAGAGUUUCUAACUGCAAACCCUGUAACUUUGAACGAGGAAGAAGAGAUGGAUAUACAGCGGCGCAAAGAUAUAGAUGCAAAGAGAAUAGAGGAGCAGAGGCAGUUCUACGAAAUUGCCCGAAAGCGUGCUAAGGAGUUGGACGUUUACAUGGAAGAAUUUCGACAGGAUAUCGUUGAAAACAAUGGCUUAACGAAGCUUUUCCAUGAGAUCCGUAUCAAGGAGACGGUAGAGGAUCUAAGUCCUCAGUAUCAAAAAUUCGCUGAGUGGCUACGGAUCGAGGUUGCUGCGACUAUAUACCACCUUUUCCUCGCUGAAGACAAUUCGCCAGAGUUGUUUGCCCAAGCUAAAAGAAUCCAUUCACUGGUCCCCUAUACUAUCCUUAAAAACGUAAUUCGAAUUGCCAAUCCUGCCGCUGUUAUGACCGGCGUGUUAGACCUGUUCCUUGCCCAGCCGUUUGGAUCCAGAUCCCUACUUCAAAGGAUAUUCUCCAUGGCUAUCCAUGAUGGAAUGAAGGCAUUCCAGAAAUCCAUCGAUGCCCUGUCUACUAGAAUAGGCGAUCCUGUUUUGGUUGAAAAACUCCGAACAUUUACAUAUGCGGAUGAGGAUCUGAAGAAUCAUAUUCGGCAAGAAGCAGAAGAUGACGACGUGGAUAUCAUCGUGGCAAUUUUGCGCUCUGAACAAAUUCAACCUGAGCUGACCACAAGUCAGAUCGAGAAGGUAUUUAACUCGUACGUUGGUUGGGUUAGCGCUGUUGAGAACAUCAAGGAUGUAAUGCUGCAAGAUGCGCAGUGGUUUGCGUACUUGAAACAGCUGCUUAAGCUGUUGACAAGGCAGCGAGACAAAGCCAUGAUGCUUAAUAUAAUUGAGGAGCCCGUGACAUUGCAACUUUUCCGAGACCUCUUCACCAUAUUCUACGAGCCACUUGUGCGGGUUUACAAAUCUGCGAAUGUUUAUAAUAGUAUCACCGAUUUUGCGGCAUUUGCAAACGAUGCGAUAUCCGUGGUUGAGAAGGCGCAGAGACAAGACGUCUCUGCAGACCCAAAUCAAACAGUACAAUCCUUUAUAGACCUGUGUGUCCGUCAUCAACAGAGUUUCUAUAAGUUUGUCCAUGAAGUCCAUGUUCAUGAUAAUGGAUUGUUCGAUGCUCUUAUGGGCUGGCUGGAAGAUAUCCUGGUAUUUCUUCGAGAAGGGCCUGCGACCACCCUUGAUAUGAAUGCGUUAUUCCAGGGAGCGGUUUCCAUGAAUCAAAUCGACAAAGAUGUGGCCAUCCAGGAAAUCAACUCUCUUAUCAAGUGGCAUAUGGACCGCAAGAAAUGGCAUCACGACAAGACGAAACAGAAGAUGGCGGCCGAGGGAACCCCGUUGGAACCCGUUCCUGGAAGCGCAACGUUCAAGGGUAGUGAUUUCGGGUUGAACGAGGCCGACCUCGACGACUUGGCUAUUUCCGAUGCUGCGUCGGAUACCUCAGAUGAAGAUUCUGCGGAGGACGAACUCGACCCCAUCGCCUUAGAGCGGAAACGUCGUGCGAAGAGGCAAGAUCGGUUGCGACGAACGGCUGGAGAGCCAGUGAAACCGGAAAUUCGAGAGAUACUGAAACUUCAAGAGUCAUUUACUCUGAUGUUGAGGCAUGUUUUGGCGGAAUAGCGCCCGCAUACCUUCCCUGAGAUUCCCCGUAUUGUUAUCAUUUGGUUAGUUAUAUUGUUUGAGGUAGAAGUAGGCCUUUUUUUUUUUUCUCCCCUGGUGGAUAUGGGGGGCUGUAGUGAAGUGCUGCCAAAGAGGAUGCGUUUGGUGGUUGGUUAGGAGUUGUAUUCCGCAGGCUUGUUUCUUUAUUGUUAUUGGAUACUCUGUGAUAUGGUUCCUGGUUGGAA